CGACGCACCACAAACCACCACGGCAAACGAUCCGGCCGAGUCCGCGCCUCCUGCCGCACAGUCGCUAGACGACAAGCCGCGCGAUCAUGCUGCAGGUAGUUCGCGUUCGGCGAUGGCUCCCCCCAAGCCCGUGGCGUUCCCCACGCCAAAGCCGAACAGCCAAGUCGGUCGGCCCACAUCGAUGUCAUCCGGAGUUCGCGGCGGCGCUGGCGUUUCGCGUUCCAGUGCUCGGCCGAACGCUUCGCCGUGGAAGCUUUCGACGACCGCUCCGCCAGAAAUGCCUGAAGCGUUUCGCACACGUUUCCUGGAACUGUAUGCUGUCAGCCCCAAGCAGCCCUGGGUCGAAAUGACAUGGUGGGAAGGAGCCGAUUCCGAUCAAAUACAGAAGUACAUGGACCAUCUCGAGUUGCUCGUCGUCCGUGACGAAGUGCCUGGUCAAAUCGAAGCCAGCAACGUUACCGUCACGCCGUUGGGAGGAUCGAGUCGUGAUUUCUAUCCACCCAAUGGAGACCAAUCGAUGGCUCUCUUCCCGGAGCCCACGCACCUGCUGCAUGUCAGCGUAGCGUACCCCGGCGACGACAAUGCAUCGAUCGUCUUGAUGCAAGACUUCGCCGUCGAAGCCAACGAUCGCUGGACCGUUCCGGUAAGUUCCGACGAAAUCGCCCAAGCCAAAGCUGGAACCUGGUCGGUGAUUCUAACGCCCACCAAGCCUGUACCGCGCGAUUGGUUUCCUGCGUCGAUGGCUGGCGUGAAGAUCUUAUGCCUCGCUUCCGGGGGUGGGCAGCAAGGGCCGAUCCUCGCGGCAACCGGAGCGGACGUUGUUGUCUACGACAACUCGCCCAAGCAGCUGCACCAAGAUCGUCUUGUGGCCGAUCGCGAUGGCCUGGCACUAGAAACCGUCGAAGGCGAUAUGGCCGAUCUUAGCCCCUUCGCCGAUGCGUCGUUCGACUUGAUCUUUCAUCCUUGCUCCAAUUGCUUUGCCGCCGAUGUCCUGCCGGUCUGGCGAGAGGCCUUUCGAGUGCUGCGUCCUGGCGGCACACUGUUGUCCGGUAUCUCGAAUCCAGUGCGGUUUGUCUUCGACGAGGCAGCCCAGGAUGAACCGGGGCAACUGAUC
Messenger RNA from Symbiodinium sp. CCMP2456, 1114 nucleotides. The record is from the annotation of a GenBank genome assembly. NCBI's taxonomy places the organism in Eukaryota, Dinophyceae, Suessiales, Symbiodiniaceae.